AUGCCAUGGAGGAGCUAUGCAAUCGCCGAUCGUCUGCAGAACGCAGCAUUCCCUGAUCCAGUACUGGUAGGAAAGCGACCCAAUCCACUCGUGUUUUGCUUUGCUGGUCAAGGCCCGCAUCACUGGCAGCAAGGACGUGACUUCAUGACUAGCUAUUCUGUCUUCCGCGAGAGCGUCUAUGCAUGCGAUCGCGCGUAUUCGGCGUAUACUGGCAGAUCCUUCUUGGAAGAGACUGGGCUAUUUGCCGCCGAUCCUCCAGCAUCGUCCCCUCUUGCCGACAGCUCUACUUGGCCCGUGUAUAUCAUAUCGGUCUCCAUGACGUUCUUCCAAAUUGCCCUGUUCGACCUCUUGACAUCUCUCGGAAUCAAGCCAAAUGCGAUGGUUGGGCCCUCCGUCGGAGUGACGGCUGCCAUGUAUGCCAAUGGAGCCAUGCCACGAGAAAUGGUCAUAGAAAUUGCAGUCGCUCGUGGGCGAGCCCUUGACGUGGUCGACAAUACGGGAAAUGCUAUGGUCGCGGUUUCUGGCUGCGACACGGAUACCGUUCGUGGCUAUUUCUACUUGGCUGCUCCCCUUAGCGCCACGGAUAAUGUCUUCUCUGCACCAGAGGUUCUCAUCGAUCUGUUCACCAAGUACGUCGACACCUGUGUAAAGGAUGUCAUCACGCGCAAGCUGCCCGUAACUACGGGGGUGCAUUCGCCUUUAAUAGAUCCUUGCGAGGAGACCUACCGUUCAGAGCUUGCCGAAAUCUUCUCUCGCUUCGCAGGUCCAUUCGUCCCUUCUAUUCCCACUAUGUCCAUGGUGACAGGUGGGUUCCAAACCGGGGAGUAUACCAUGGAAUACCUCUGGGAUAAUCUGAAGAAGCCUAUUCUGUUCGCCUCUGCCAUUUUGGGCCUCGUGGGUAAGUUCGGAGAACAUACGACGUUUGUUGAGGUCUCACCUCAUCCAGUUCACACUCUAGUACGUCUAGCAUUCGAACAUUUAUCAUUACUUUAA
Messenger RNA from Laetiporus sulphureus 93-53, 993 nucleotides. RefSeq names its product FabD/lysophospholipase-like protein. The transcript has 3 exons. Gene Ontology annotation, biological process: fatty acid biosynthetic process. The coding region runs from base 1 to 993 and encodes 330 amino acids. Gene Ontology annotation, molecular function: fatty acid synthase activity. NCBI's taxonomy places the organism in Eukaryota, Fungi, Basidiomycota, Agaricomycetes, Polyporales, Laetiporaceae. The record is from RefSeq and is a predicted model, not a curated record.